Penicillium malachiteum is the source of this 3018-nucleotide messenger RNA. RefSeq names its product KH domain protein. Gene Ontology annotation, cellular component: cytoplasm; nucleus. The coding region runs from base 1 to 3018 and encodes 1005 amino acids. The record is from RefSeq and is a predicted model, not a curated record. NCBI's taxonomy places the organism in Eukaryota, Fungi, Ascomycota, Eurotiomycetes, Eurotiales, Aspergillaceae. Gene Ontology annotation, molecular function: mRNA binding. Gene Ontology annotation, biological process: nuclear division. The transcript has 6 exons.
AUGCACAAGAUCUCCAACUUCACGGGCCAGGCCCGUCAUGGUUGGGAACGAAUGACGCCAACCUUCGGGAUGUCUAGGCCUCAUACCGACAUGGCUUUUCGUCGACCACAUGGCGCUCCGCCCAUGACCCCUCCAACCAGUAUCGAUCCUACCGUCAACCUGUCCUUCAAUGUCCCCUUCUCCUCUACCUUGGCCGGCCCCGAUGUCGAAGAUGUGCUACAUGCUAGUCCCGCCGCCUUACAACGUUGGACUUUUCCUGAAGGCACUCCCGAAGGUACCCCCGUCCACCAACUACCGGUGCACACAAGCAAUGUCGAUGGAUUGCGGAGGUUAUGUCGCCAGAUCACCGACAACAGUGGUGGCCGCGUCGAAGCCACGGUCACAUCUUCAGAACCCAAGGCUGUACCAUCGCUGCAACGGCGACCCAACGGCCUGGUGACCAAUGUCUGUGUUACCGGCGAUGGAGAGACGGCGCGUAAGAUGCGUGCGAAGAUUUUGAAUGAUACCCCCAUUAUGUUGCGAUGUGCAACCGUCGACGUGGAUAUGCAUUUGAUUAUGGAUGGUUCACCUAAAGGAAUUCGAGCGAGCGUUCUGGAACACAUGGACACCUUGGCCGCCUACACCGGAACCGAUAUUUUCUUGCUUACACCCAAGCUGCACGAUGCGGAUAGUGCGAUCGUCUCCUCGUAUGGAUAUGCUUCUGACAAUGGCUUGGACCAACGCUUCCGAGUCGCUAUCUACGGUGACAUGGAAAGCUCGGAACAUGCCAAGACUCGGGUUCUGAUCAUGAUUGAUCAGAUUCUUAAACGUCAUGUCGAUGCUAUCAAGUUGGAGUUGACCAUGCACACCUUGGUGUGUGGUCGCACUCGCAAGAACAUCAAGCUCAUUGAAGCUGCCACCGGCACCGCCAUCUACUUCCCUCCGCCGUUUCCUCGAAUCUUUGGGUAUACCCCACCUGGUGCAAACCGUCGAAGUGAAGAUGAGGUCUACAUUACUGGUGAGACGCCGGAGCAAAUCACUCGCGCGAAGCAGAAGUUGCGGGAGCUGGUUAUGGGCGUGAAAAUUUACGUGAAGGAUGUGGUGGUCAACUCGAGCAAGAUUGACAACAUCUUGCUGGACCGCUUGGACAAGGUCCGCAAAGUGAUGGAGAUGAAUGGCUCCUACGUUCUUUUCCCGCAAUUGGGUAGCCAACGUGGGCUUGUUCGCAUUCAAGGCACAGAGGUCUUGCAUGUUGAGCGCACCGUUCGGGAGAUUAUGGCCUUGGCUGGUCAAUUCUACAGCGCCUCGUGGUGGAUCAUCAUGCCUGACCCUGCCCAGGGCGGCAUUCGCUCCCCUUCGACAGCCGACGUGCGGUCGAUGCUCUCAGAUAUCUGCACCAACUCCGAAGCUGAGGUUAGCUUCGAUAAUCUGACCUUCACCAUCAACGGAUCCGACGAUGCCGUCAAGGCUGCCAUGACCGUGGUGAACCAGAUUCCAUUUGUUACCCGAAGCCAAUACCAGAUGCGAGUCAAGAUCGAGCUGGCUAAUGAGCACAAGGAGUUCGUUAGCGGGAAAAAGAAUGGCAAGAUCAACAAGAUCAUGGGUCAGAGCAAUGUUCAAAUUAUUUUUGACGGCUUCAACGAGUACAAUUUCUAUAUUGAUGUCUGUGGAAAUCAGUACGAGUCUACCAAGAACGGUCUUGAUCUAGUCGAGCAAGAGAUGCCUGCUUCCAUCUCCUUUCACGUCCCCGAUCAGUACCACAAACGGAUCAUUGGUAUCGGUGGACAGCACAUCCAGCGUAUCAUGAAGAAAUACUCCGUUUUUGUCAAGUUCUCCAACGCCAUGGACCGUGGUGGUAUGGGCAAGGAAGAUGAUGACAUUAAGGUCGACAAUGUCAUCUGUCGAACUCCCGCUCGCAAUGCCCAGAGCCUGGACCUUGUUAAGCAGGAGAUCAUGGACAUGGUUGAGAAAGUUGACGCCGAGUAUGUCUCGGAGAGAGUUGUCAUUAACCGAUUGUACCACCGCGAACUGUUGGCUCGUAUGACCGAGAUCGAUGAGCUGGAGAAGAAAUGGAAUUGCAAGAUCGAGUUCCCCAGCACUGAGCUUGCCAGUGAUGUUGUGACUAUCUCGGGUCCCGAAUACCAGGUUCCUCAAGCCGUUGAUGCCUUGUUGGGUAUGGUACCGGAAAGUCACGAGCUUCACUUCCAGAGCUCUGUAGUGCUGCGGGAGUACUUCAAGGCUCCUGACUUCCUUGCAGAUGUUCGCACCAAACUCAAGGAACAGUAUGAGGUUGACAUCAAUGUUGACACCAGUGCUGAUCUUCCGGAUGAGGAUGACAGGGGGGCUUCUUCCCCUGACCCGGCUCCGGAGGAUCGUGUGGUGCUUGGUUACACCAGAAACAAUGCUGGUGGUCUCAAGGAUGCCAUUGAUUUCCUUAUCUCCCGCCUUGUCGCUCACGGUCUCGACGCCAAUACCGUCAAGGGUGCUAUCCCUCGACCCAAGUCGGACUCCUUCGAGGAGUCACUUCCCUUCUUCGAUUCCAAGUUGCUUCAACACGCUCCGGCUCCACUUGUGACUGAUUCGCCGACUCGUCCUAGCUUUGUUGACGAAGUCAGCGAGCGUGGAUCGAUCUUUGAGCGUCUCCGCAAGCCUGGUAGCAUUUCAUCUUUCUCCUCCUUCAUCGGUCGCAAGAACCAUUCGGCAUCCCCUGCCUCCUUUUUCAAGCAUGCGUCCAGCAACGCCUCCAAGGCAUCGCUAGUCUCAAUGGAAUCGCGGGACAGUGGCUACCGCAAUCCUUGGAAUGACUCUGGCGUGAAUCUCCCCGAGGAUGAUCUCCCUGUGCUGGGGAGCUCGCACAGCCACAAGAGCAGCAACAGCAACAAUGGCUGGCCCGCACGCUUCGACACCAAGUUUCCUUUCGGUACUGCACCUGGGGACAUGACACCCAAGCAUGACCCUCGUGCCUCUUUUGACAGUGGUCGUCCUAGCACUUCGAAUUCUACUUCUGGAUACCCGGCCCCAAUUGGGCCACCGCGUUAA